CAGAUCCUUUUUCAUUUCGUGUGCAUACUGAUGAUUUAAACCAUUAGUUUUCCACAAGUACUGUAAGUUCCUCCUGUUCAGGAAAAAAAAAAAGGUUGCUAAAGUCACUGAAAUCCUUGACCUCGUCUCGUCGCGUCGAUCUUUUUUUUUUUAAAAAAAAAUAUUCGUGUUAUUAGUAUAGUACCAAGUACUUUAACGCUGUCACACUAGCUAGCUCGCACAAGACCGGGCUUUUGGAUGCAUGGAGCGCGACGACAGCAGCGAUUUUCCCAUGAAACCGACGUCUGAACCAACGGGCUACAGGCUGUAGUAAAAGUCAGCUUUUACCCUACCAAGCAGGAGGAGGCUGAGGCUCCUCUCUUCUGCGGUCUGCCUCUGCCCUUACCGCUACGCUUUCCUCCCGGAUUCCAGCAGCGAAACACGCGCGGGGCAAGGACGGAGCUGGUAAGCCGAUCGAGCCGGCGAGGGUGGACAAGAUGAUGAUGGCCGAGGUGGUGGCCAACCACAGCAAAAGGAGCCACACCGACGGCUACUUCAGUGCCAAAGCCGCCGUCGCCGCCGCCGCCGCCGCGAGCCCGCCAGAGGAGUUGGGAAGCAUGCCCAUGUCCUCGAAGAAGCCGAGGCCGAGGAAUAGCAACAGCCCGAGAACCGCGCCCGUAUCGCCCAAGGAGAAGAAGGACAGGAUCGGCGAGAGAGUCGCGGCGCUCCAGCAGCUAGUGUCGCCGUUCGGGAAGACAGACACGGCUUCCGUUCUGCAGGAGGCCUCGGGGUACAUCAGGUUCCUGCACCAGCAGCUCCAGGUCGGUGUUCCACCAGUGACCGCGCGCAUGGUGGCCGGCACUACGUCCUCAGCUCCCCUUACAUGCGUGCUCCUCCGGCUGCCGGCGCCGCGCCUGAGGAUCCCGAGCACUACAGCCUCCGGAGCCGCGGGCUGUGCCUGGUGCCGGUGGACCAGACACUGCAGCUGACCCAGAGCAACGGGGCCGACCUGUGGGCGCCGGCGAACACGACCAGGCGCAGGUGAGGAGGAGCCUGCUGCCGGCCUGUGCCUGGUGGUGGUCUGCCCGGAGGAAACCGCGCAAGUACUACUGCUGUGUCUGCAUGGUGCGCGUGUAGUACAGUUUCCAAGCGCCUGACCCAAUUCGAUCUCCUAACAAGAAGCUAAGCAUUAAGCAAGCGUGUCCGUAUCAGCCGCCUUGUAUUAUACCAGUGACCUGUCGGCGCCGUAUAUGUGUGAUCUGCUUGCUAGCUGAUCCACACAGAUGGAAGCGGCCCUGAACUGCGUCUCCAUGUGGUACUAGUACUAUGUAACUAUGUGUUUACUGACUUGUGAACUAGCAGUCUGUGGCCUGUCAGCAAGUAAAUGGGGGCAGUUUAAUGCAUGUUCCUUGAGAUGCCCUCUCACCAUA
Messenger RNA from Zea mays, 1409 nucleotides. RefSeq lists its product as uncharacterized. Gene Ontology annotation, cellular component: nucleus. Lineage: Eukaryota; Viridiplantae; Streptophyta; Magnoliopsida; Poales; Poaceae. The record is from RefSeq and is a predicted model, not a curated record. The transcript has 5 exons. Gene Ontology annotation, molecular function: protein dimerization activity; RNA polymerase II cis-regulatory region sequence-specific DNA binding; DNA-binding transcription factor activity, RNA polymerase II-specific. Gene Ontology annotation, biological process: regulation of transcription by RNA polymerase II. Bases 477 to 968 code for a protein of 163 amino acids.